AUGCAGUCAGCGCCAAACGCAAACUGGCUCAAGGAGGUCGUCUGUCCGCCAAAUACGACGCUGGACCUUGCUAAACUCUUUGCAAGUAUCGUCGCAGUUCAUGGAAUGAACAUCACAAACAGACCGGAUCAUGCGGAGAAUACCUGGACCGACCAAGAGACUGGCACAAACUGGCUUAAAGAUCUUCUUCCAAGCAUAGUCCCUUACGCGAGGAUCCUGGCAUACUGUUACAAUGCCAACAUCCUGUUUGGGGCAUCGGCGGCGGGCAUAAAAGAGCAGGCCGACAACUUGCUGUUGUGUCUAUCCAACAAGCGAAAGGCAGCCCCAGCACGUCCGAUAAUCUUCAUCACACAUAGCAUGGGCGGAAUUCUGGUGAAAGAGGCCAUUGCGACUGCCUACCAUGGCGACGGGACCUAUGCUUCAAUACCGGCGAUGACCUACGGGAUUUUCUUCUUCGGCGUUCCGCAUUACGGCUCCCAGCAUGCCUCCUGGGGGCAGACAGCCGCUCAGGUCAUCCGCAGUUUGAACAAUCAGGUCAACCAUUCGUUUUUACAAGCCGUCGAGGCGCAAUCGUCGUACAACGAUGCGCUCAAUGUCAGAUUCCGGCCUCUACUGGAGGCGUAUAGGUUCUUUACAAUUUGCGAGACCAUAUAUGAGGUGGUCGGGGGAGUCAAUGUUGGGUUGAUUGUCGAUAAGAGUUCGGCUGUCUUGAAAGAAUGUCCUAAGCAGGUCACGUAUUCGCCGAACCGGACACAUAGAACUCUGUGCAAGUUCUCCAGCAUGGAUCCCGAGUGGCAGGAAAUCUCAGGCAUGUUGAGCAGCGCGGCGAAUCAAGCUGUCCAUUGUGUCUUCUACAGUCCCCUCCCUUUCAUGCGCGCGGGGAUAUUGCAGGAUCGCCCGUGGAACCUAGAAGAUAUUGAAGAAAGACCCUCAGUCCCCUUAUGUAUAGCCAUAACCGAUGCAGAGAAGUGUCACGAGGUCAUAACACAGGAUCUGCAGCCCAACGGUAGGCUUUAUCGGCGUCAGGAGGAGAUCAACCAGCUCAAUAGUGAGGUUGCAGCCUCCGUCAGCUGGCUAUGGUCUUUUGUUAUGCACAUUAUCGGCCUCCACUUCCUGAUCCCAUACAUGAUAGCCAGUGUUUUCCUUCCGAGCAGAGACGACGUUGCAGCAAAUGCGGACAGGGCGCAGGCGCAAGAGCAACGUAUAAUGGGCAUCGAGAAGGACAUGAUUCAGCGUUUUGACGAAAACCAAUGCUUGGCAUUUAAGAACAUCAUGCUGCUGGAGGGUGCUUUGGCAUACCAGCCGCUGGAAGGUAUGACGGGGCCUAGGGCGGAUAAGCUGGCUCAUGGUAAGAGGUUGCUCAGAACUCUGCACGAGGACGUUGUGCGGAUGAUCUUGGAAACUCAGCGACACGACAGGUCGUAUGUUGAGGCACGGCGAAGGGUUAAUCUGAUCGAGGAUGCGAAGAGGGAGACGACGGGUAAAAGCGAUAGCGAAUACUGGGCUGCGAUUGGGGAAAAGGUACGCGAGGAGCAGAGGUUCCAAGAGAGGAUGAGGGUUGAGGGUUUUCCACAACCGCCGCAGGGCGAGGGGUGGAUUUGCCCAUGUGUUAUCCUUUGA
Aspergillus affinis is the source of this 1620-nucleotide messenger RNA. RefSeq lists its product as uncharacterized. Lineage: Eukaryota; Fungi; Ascomycota; Eurotiomycetes; Eurotiales; Aspergillaceae. The transcript has 6 exons. The coding region runs from base 1 to 1620 and encodes 539 amino acids. The record is from RefSeq and is a predicted model, not a curated record.